GGAGCGACCAUCAGCAUGCGUUCUGGCGUGGCGGGCACUCCAUCAGCCCCCAAGAACUCCCCAUCGGAUCCAGCCACAAUCAUGGUGUCGGCGGAGUCCUCAGCUACCACCACUAAUGGGGAGGCCACGGCUGUCCCAAAUGGGUUCCGCGCCCCGUCCAUCACGAUCCUCCACUUCAACGAUGUGUAUAACGUGGAAGAGCAGCCCACCGAACCCAAGGCCGGGGCUGCGAGGUUCAAAACAGCCCUCAAGAGUCAUGCCGAGAAGGACCCGCUCAUCCUCUUCAGCGGGGACAUCCUGGCGCCGUCCAUUAUGAGUUCGUUCACCAAAGGAGAGCAAAUGGUGCCCGUCAUGAACCAGUUUGGGAUUCACUGUGCAGUGUUUGGCAAUCAUGACUUUGACUUUGGACUGGAAAGACUCGUGGAUGUGGCUGAGAGGACCACUUUUCCUUGGCUCAUGAGCAACGUGGAAGACAACGAGACUGGCAAACCCUUGGCUGGCGGCAUCCUCACACACACAGUCAACUGGCACGGCUGGAAGCUUGGGCUGAUUGGCUUGGUGGAGCAGGAGUGGCUGGCAACGUUAGCAACCAUAAAUGCCGAUGAAGUCACAUUUACAGACUAUGUGGACAGAGGCAGAGAACUUGCAACAUCACUCAAGAAUGAGGGUUGUGACUACGUGAUCGCUCUAACUCAUAUGCGAACACCCAAUGACAUUAGACUCGCCGAAAAUGUGGAAGAAAUUGACCUCAUUUUAGGAGGUCAUGACCAUGUUUAUGAGGAAGUAAAGAUAAAUGGUAAGAUCAUCCUCAAAAGUGGGACUGACUUCAGGGAGUUUUCUGCACUGACCCUCACCCAAGAGGGUGAGGAGGUGAAUGUGGACAUCAAGAAGGUGGUGGUGGACUCCUCCUUUGAGCUGGAUCCUGAACUGAAGGAAACUUUGACAGAGUUUGAGGAUGUAGUAGGGAAGAAGAUGGAUGAAGUUCUAGGCAACUUCAGUGUCGAGCUAGAUGGGAGAUUUUCAUCAAUAAGAACCUCCGAGACCAACCUUGGCAACUUUAUCUGUGAUAUCAUAAUGGCGGCUUGCAACGGUGAUGUGGCGCUGCUCAACUCGGGAACACUGAGGUCUGACAGAAUUCACCCCAGAGGAGACUUCAAGAUGAGAGAUCUCAUGACCAUCUUACCAAUGCUGGACCCACUACUUGUCCUGGAAAUCACAGGCGAGAAGCUGGUGCAAGCCCUGGAGAACGGAGUCUCCCAGUACCCCAAACUGGAGGGCCGCUUCCCACAGGUGGCUGGUGUGCAGUUUGUGUUUGAUCCCAAAGCUGAACCAGGGUCACGGAUAAUUAGGGAUUUAGUCAAGGUUGGGGACGAGUACCUUAACCCUGACAUGAAAUACCGCCUGGUGACCAAGGCCUACAUGCAUCAGGGUCGCGAUGGCUACAACAUGCUGAUUGAAUGCCCUGUCCUGCAAGAUGAAGAGCAAUGUCCCAUGAUGUCCACGGCUGUCCAGAAUCACUUCACUUCCAUCCAGACUCUCCAAGGCAGAACACGCCGCAACUCAACACACAGACAGUCUCUUGUGCUGCUCUCCAGAAGACACAGUCUCAUACGUAACGAUGAUGAGAUCCCUGCUGCAGCACGCACCAAAGGACACGCACGUCUCGGCCGCUCAGUAUCCACAGAUUCGGCACUCUCCACCGGUUCCUCAAGUUCCUUGUCCUCUGUCACAAGCAAGAGAUCUCGAGGCAGUUUAUCCCGGCAAGAAAGCUUCCAUGAGCUGGAGAACUUGGCGUGCAAACUAGCACCAAAAGUGGAGGGCAGGAUAGUAGUGGCCACAGAUGAGGUACUAGAAGAGAUGUCUAUAAAGCGAGCCAUGCACAGCGUGUCGGUCAUUGAGGAGGAAGAAGGCAGGCCACAAACACCCUCGUCUCCCAAGAACAAACCGCCAGUCCUUAACUAGGAAGCUACUGCUGCACUUUUCUCUCCCUCAUAGGUCUGACUGCUGUGUCCAUAGCAAGUUCCAAGGACAAUGUAUAUGUAUGAACAGCUGCCUGUACUUGCAGCCACAUAACUUUUCACUCAGUAAUUGUCAGAAAGUUGGUGCUUUUUUCUUUUAUCUUAUACAAACAAAGGAGUAUGCUGGCCUGGACAGUAAAUGUAUACGUAUUCAAAUACUGUGGCAAGUUAUAUUCUGAAAGAUAUACAUUACUAUUCAGUAUUUUAGGUAAGUAUUACAACAUGCACAAUUAUGUUUACCUGAAAAAUCUUAAUUUAUUGUUACUUUUGCUGUUACUGUACAUGCAGUAUUACACUGAACCCUCAAUAAUCCAGGUUUGAGGUUUUUUUUCUCUUUACAACUAGAUUUAUUUCUCCUAAAACUUGUAUGAGUAAAGGAGACAGUGCAAGAGAUAAAAAAAAUAAUGUCUAUACCAUGCUGCUCCUACUGAAACCUCAAAUUUCAUUCCAGUUCAAAAAAAAAAAAUUCAUAUUCUUCUCUUGAAAUCAGAACUUAAUAAUAAUAAAUGCUGCAAUUGUAACUAUUAAGCUGACCUGUGAAACUUCAGCUGUCCCUGAAGCACAAGCCUGAUCUGCGAUAAUUUGUAACUAGUUUAUGGAACUCCAAAUGCUUUAAAAUGUUGAGGAGAUGGAUUUCAUACUUCUAUGCAAUGUUAUUGUACAAUUCUGCUUCCAAACCUUAUAUGAGAUGGAUAUAAUUAACCCGGUUGCAGCGGGGAUCAUGUUUCUUAAUGGUCCCUCCAAGUGAGAAAAAUUAGAAAAAUCACCCCUCACACAAACCAUUUCAUAAUAUAUAUCAAAGCAUUUGUGAUCAGAUUAUUUAUCAUCUAUUUUGGGGGGUUUAUAUCAUGGCACAAAUUUGGCUCGUCACUGCUACACGGUAAAGCCAUAAAUUUGGCCCAUUGCUGCUACUGGGUUAAAAAAAGGUUAUAAUUUUGUGAGAUUUAUAUCACCGAAAACCAAGUUAAUAAUAUUGAAGGUUCAGUGUAUUACUUUAAAUUUGCACUUACCUUGAACUGCAUUGACUUGGAUACAUGUUGGAGCAGUUGAGUUUCUGUAAGAUGUGAUUUUUAUGUUAAAUAUGCAUUUUUAUGUUACAUAUGCAAAAAUUAGCAACUCCUUAAGAUUGUUCAAUGUUGUACUUUUAGAAUAAAUAAAUACCUAACCUCACAAAAAAAACUCUGCCAAAGUUAAAUUCUAUGCAGUUUUACCCAUCCCAUAUGUAAGGGGAAAGUUUGUGGGCCAGUUUCACAAUACAACACACUGACUAAUAUCAAAAGCACAUACCUCUGUACGAUUAUUACUUUACUACAAAGCACCAAUGACUACAUUUUUUGUAUAGCAUAAAGUUUGUUAUUUAAACUAAUACUCAGCCAAACUUAUCCAUGAUGGGCACCACUUACUGUUAAGCUUGUAGCUGAACCUUGCACUAAACCAUCAGCCUUCUUUGCCUGUUGCAUUUUCUUGCCACUAGAAGAGUUUUCCCUCCUGGCAACAGCAUGGGCUGGAUGUUAUCAGUCACCACUGGUUGUGCCCUGUAAUGCGGUGUUGGUAAAAGAAUUUAAAUUUUCUCAACAGAAUUGUCCUAAGCUGUCUUUUGCUACAGCUUUGUCCACAGGGACAGUCCUACUAUUAAGUGGUUAAUAACCCUAGACAGAACCCAUUAUUCCUGAAUAUUUUAAUCUUUGGCAGUACACCUACUUAUGGUGUAUGGAUGGCAAGUGAGUGAAGUGACACCCCCCAGGUGUAUGCUCCCUGUUAGUUAGUUAGUACACCUAUUUUAUAAGUAAUUAUUUAUGACCAGUUACUUUCAUAUUUUACAUUACUGUACAUGCAUCCUAGUAUUUUCUUAAACUUAACAUGUAUUUGAGAACAAGUAUUGCAAGUUGUUGUUGUGAUGAAGUCCGUGGAAGAUAAUUGCCUAGUAUUGAGUGGAUGUAAAAAGGAAUAUAUGCAUAUUUUUUCUAUAAAAGGAUUUUUAAUGCACUACAGAAGACACUGAAAGACAAAGAUCAAUCUUUGUUACAGAGGCAUCUUUAUAUUCCCCUCUUAUGUAGGAUAAUGAGAGUACUGGACGAGAUGAAAGUAUUCACACUAAUGACAACAUAACUGUAAAUAUUAAAAUUUAUUCCACAUACUAUACUGAACGGAGUCUCUAGGACAAACCAUAGGAAUCAUUUUUGUCAUAUAUGCAAUAUUUAUGCUUCUUAGUGGACAAUUGAACAUAGCAAUAACUUUACCCUUGAAGUGCUGCUGUAUGGCAUUCUAGCCAACCCCAUGAGACACAUUCAUGCAAAAUCUUUACCAAGUGCUCUUUAUUGACCUUAUGAGACUAAAUUGCUUCACUACCCUUAAGUAAGAUAUUAUUUACUAAUAGAAUAAGAAGUUCUGCACUGUUCCCAUCCUCUCCUAAGGGCCACUUCCACACACUGUAGGCGUCCAAACGAAACAACUCCCAAAGUGUUAGGUUCUCUAAAGAGCACCCAAGACUAAACAUGUUUUGCAUAGUAUCCAUUUUUGUUAGCUUCUCUAUAAGCACCAAAUACAAUAUAAGAAGCUCCUGUAAUCUUUUGUGUUUAGUAGAAAACCAAACAAACUUGGAGAGUUGUUUGGUUUGAGCAAUUACUAAACACUGAUUUCACAGUCACUUCCUUUUGUCGUGGUCAUCACCAAUGAGCAGUGAUCACCACCACCACCAUGAAAUCUGAUUUCACAGUCGUCUUUAGCAGUGUUGGUUGACUGCAUUGAUACCAGAGAAUGGAACCUUUAAUAAUACACCUCUAGAAGCUGGAGACUUCCACAACAGAGCUUACCUAUGCAGUUUAUUAGCAAAUAACUCAAAUUCUUGCUCUCAUAUGGUUAUAUUAUGUCUUUAAAUAAAUUAAAAAUUAUUAAACAAUAUAACAUGUUACAGAGCUUUAAUGGUACUAUGAAUUUUUUUAAAGAAUUUGGAUGACGACAUGAACUUGCUUCACCAGCCGACGUUGAGAGCUUCCAUACCUGUUCCUAUUAUUUCACCUGUUAUGCCUCCUUGGUCAAACUCUUGUAAUACUCUAGAUAUGUAUGCAUAGGGCAUACAUACUGUGUAAUCGGCCCUAUUAUAUGUAAAGGAUGUGAAAAAUGAAAUUAAUGCUAAAUGUGAAAAUAAAUGACUAAUAAAUGUGGUCUGCUAAAUAAGUGUGACAAGUAAAUGAAAAGGAUAACUGCGAUGAAUAAAUGUGGAGAGUUAGUCUCGCUGAAGAACACCGCUCAAAUCUGCUAAAUAACACCAAAAAUAUUUCCCGACUUCUGCACUUCGGAAAAAUUACUUUAUUCUGCAGACAAAGUAAUACUUUCAGGGGUGUAGAAACUAAAAAAUAUUUGGGAUACUACUUAGCAGUGUACUUCAGUGAAACAAACUCUACAUUUAUUCAUCACAUCUAUUCCUUACAAUUAAUUAUUACAUUUAUUCUUCAUAUUUAUUAUUAUUUGCAUUUAUUUUUCCACAUUUACCUCCAAGAUUUAUUGUUCACAGUCAUCUUCUCAGCUGAUGCAAUGUUUGUAUUUCCUGCUGCUUUGGCAUGCCAACAGUACUGAAUCCUUUCUCUUGUUCUCACUGUCACCUGAUUGAGGAUCUCGGAGACCACAAAAACAACUGUGAAAUCAGAUCAAGGUGUUGGUAAUGCCAUGUUGGUAAGCCCUUUGGUUAGGGAGAGUACCCAAGGACUGUGAAAUUGGCUCCAUGUCACUGGGAGUGGCCCUCAGUCUGACUGUGAUAGUGAAUGCCUUGCAAACUACAAAUCCUGUCCUACUUUCCCACUCUGAUAAAUAUUGUCAUUUCCACGGCAUGAGCCUUGGAGAGACGAGGCAGGAUCAACAGCAUCAGAACUCACCGAAUCAAAAGAGUAAAUGCAACAGAUGGUUAAAGCAGUAGUGUUAACAGAAUGGCAGAGCACAAUCCAUCCCCAUCCAUAGACGGGAUCCAAUGCCUUGCACUUCCCAUCCAAAGAUGGUUACUAGGCCUGUCAGCACAGUCUGAUUUAUCCCUUCCCACUUCUUAAACAGAAAACUGUGAGCCCUGGAUGUCUGAAACUUCAGGUUCAGACACACUCCCAGCACUUGAAGGGUUAAAGAGAAUAUACAAUUUCCCUUUUAAUAGAUUAUUGAAUGCAGUUUGACUAUAGUGUGAAUGAGCUUAUUUUUUUACUUACUUUGAAAAUAUCCUGCCUAAAUGUUAAUUGUAAUGUCUUAUUUUAAAAGUGUCUUGCCUUGUAUUUAUUGUGAUGUAAUCACUUCUUACUACAGAAGUUUUGUCUUACUUCAGUUAUAGUAACAUUUUCCAUAAAUUAAGUAUAUGUACAUGAAGAUUAUUCAGUCCUAUAGGGCACGGUCACCAUUUUAACUACUGCUAAGGUGUUAUUACAUGAGGUAAUGCCCCUUUCGCCAACAACAAAUUUGCUUGGACACAAUGUCAAAUGAAAUUACAUUAACAGAACAAUGAAAAUAUUUGAAAACUUCAAAAACAGUUUGUCUUCUCUUUGUCACGCAUGCUUGGUAAGGGGCUUAAUAUGUAACAAAACUAAUAGUUGUUUACACACUAUAUAUGCUGUUAUAUAAUAAUGUUUUUCUGCAAGAUGGCGACCAAUUAAUUAAAUAUGUGGAAAUGCAAUACUGAGGAAUGAUUUAUGCAAUAAGAUGUUAAAAGACAUCUGCAACUGUUUUCAACCUCACUUCGAGAAGGGAAUUUUGCUACUUGAAAUAUUAGUCUUAUGGUUGCCAGUUGGAGUAGCAUUGUUUCUUGUGAUGGCCACUUUAGUGAUGGUGUAUAAUGCUGUAGACAAAUACUGUGAAAUAGUAGACAAUUUUUUAGGAUAUGGAAUUUGAAUGAUGCAGGAACAGGUGCAUGCUGCUACUAAAGACUAGCAUUGUUCAACAUGUAGCAAUGUGUGCUGUAGGAUGAGGUAUGUACACGAUAUAAAAAGAUGUAUUUUUAGUUAGUUGAAAAUAUGUUGUCGAUAAAAUUAUUAAAAUGUUUAGAACUCUAGAAUUAGUACAGACCUACCUACAUAUACUAGAGUUUUGUGAUAUACAGGUUGUGGGAAUCUGCACAACCCUCAUAAGCCCUAGUAUGGAUCAAAUGUUCUGAUUCAUUAGUAUCUGGAUUACAGUAUACUACAUAUAUUUGGCACAUCAAUUAUGGGGAACACCAAGUUGUUAUAUAAUAAAAUAUACUGUUUACAGUAGUUCAUAUAAUGGUUUUGUUUAAAAAAAAAAUACGAGAGGUAUCAAAUAAAGAUGUUGGAUAUAAAAAUGUUCAGUAAGUUUGUGGUUCGAUAAAUCUGAUUUUCUCAGUAUUGUUGUAUACCACACCACUGGGGUAGGCUACCAUCUGGGAACAUUAGAUUUUUUUUUGGGUGGUCCUGUAUACUACCACAAUUUUCUAUAAAAUUUGGGACACAUGAAAUCAAUAGAACAUUCACAAGAAAGAAAAACAAUUUAUCAACUUAAAAUUAAAAUAUAAAAACUUGUUCAGUGUACAUACCCAGUGGUGAGAAACAUACAGCUGGCAGCUCAUCUGAAAUCCUACAUCAGCAGAACAUUUACAGCAGAGGUUUACAAUCUCAGCACUGAACAGGAAAUAUUGGUUUUGAGCAAAUACACAAAGGGCAUCUAUAUCCAUUCUUUCAAGUCCUUUUGUUACAAUGGGAGACCACCAUGUUAAUCCUAUGAAAGAACCUUCCAACAACUAAAUGCAGUUUGCCAUGUCAAGUUGUGAUAAUCACCUGAAUGUGCAGGUGUGAGGGGCAACAACUUCCCAGAUAAAUGUUUGAAAAUUGGGAGUCCAUCAUGCUGUAUACACUUUUGUAAAAGUAAUUUUUCUUUUUAAAACUUUUGAGGCAUAGUUCAGAUGCUCUACUUUUACAUGAAAACUGCUUUUCCAGGGGGUUGUUGUUAUUAUUAUUAUUAUUAUUAUUAUUAUUAUUAUUAUUAUUACUACUACUACUACUAUUGUUUUUACAUUUAUUAUUAUUAUUAUUAUUAUCAGUAAUAUUACUACUACUACUACUACUACUACUACUUUUUAUUGGGUUAAAUGAAUUUCUCAAGCAUGCUAUAGCCUUGGAAGGUCAAACUUUGCAUGACUAACUUUUACACAAGUAUUACAGUAAAUCCAGGCACCCAAAACCUAUAGUAUAAUACCUGCCAUUUUCCUUUGAUUGCUUCUGUCUUAGUCUGUAAUCCUAAUGAAAUGCAUAACAGAACAAUAUACUAGCAAAAAAUUAGCAUUACAUAUUGUUAGUGCAAAAAAAAAAAAAAAUGUCCUCCUCAGUAAGUAAAGUCACAGAAAUCUUUAGCUGACAAUGUGAUUAGACCCCACCAUGAAAGAUGUCUAUGAUGAGGAUAAAAUGCCAGCUCAGACACCUUCAAACUGGUUGGAAAAGUCUAACCUAACAUGUUAGAUAGCUCAUGUAUGUGAAACCUAGACAUGAAAGGCCAAACAGUGUUAAAGUUGAAAUUUUAAACAUAUCUACAAAAUUUGAAAUCAUAUUUCCUGCUUCAUCGUGGCCACCAUCUAGUGACACUAAUGUAGUUCUCAGGAUGUCAUUAUUCCCUUGUUCUUUAUUAGAAGUUUUUAGUUUUGUUAUGUACGUUCCUUUGGCAGUUACGACAACUAUUAAAUUGAAUACUAAAAUAAUUCUGAUUUUAAUAUAAUUUUGGGUCUAAUUUCCCUCACGAUGUUAGACAAAGCAGCAGACCACCCAUUUUAAAUUUUAACAUGGCAGUGACAGAACCUACAGAAAACCGCUGCCACAAGUUUUCAAUUGUUUCUCAGGGCAGUCCUUUCACACCACACUGACACUUCCAUUGAAAGCAAGAAUGGAAACGAUGAUAUAUGGCUACUUGUAUUGACACUUUGAAAGUUAAAUUUUGUGACAGCUUGGCUGACUGAUUUCUAGGCAUUAAAGUUAAUUUUUAAUUAGUAGAACCUUUUGAACGUAAGUUUUGCUUCUUCUAUUACCAUAUUUGUCCAUUGUCACUGUACUUCAACGAGUACAAGUAUAAAUAUCGUCUGUUGCUGUUGUUGCAUGAUUGUUGAUUCUGAAAGGUUUAAAUAAUAGUAAUGGAAGAAAUAAGCUGAAUAGUAAUAAGAAUCCUCCAAUAUUAAGAUGAAUCCAGUAUUUAUUACUUUAGUAAUUUAUUUGUACAGAUAAAGAUUAUUUAUCCAUUAAGGAGGUCUGGCAUGGCAUACAGCAUUGGUGAUAUGAGGUGCUCAGGGGAGAUAAAAAAUGUGAAGGUGUUAUUAGAGGAUAUGGUGGUGUUAGUUGGCACAAUUUUUAUCAGAAUCUAUUAAAAACAAUGUUAUUUUGAUUAUUCAUAGGAAAUCAGAAAUUGUAAUGUUUUGAAUAUUUCAAAAUAAACUAGAUUAAUAAU
Messenger RNA from Eriocheir sinensis (Chinese mitten crab), 9431 nucleotides. Its product is annotated as 5'-nucleotidase-like. Gene Ontology annotation, biological process: nucleotide catabolic process. The record is from RefSeq and is a predicted model, not a curated record. NCBI's taxonomy places the organism in Eukaryota, Metazoa, Arthropoda, Malacostraca, Decapoda, Varunidae. The transcript is spliced from 13 exons. The coding region runs from base 16 to 1962 and encodes 648 amino acids. Gene Ontology annotation, molecular function: hydrolase activity.